Messenger RNA from Periconia digitata, 3030 nucleotides. Lineage: Eukaryota; Fungi; Ascomycota; Dothideomycetes; Pleosporales; Periconiaceae. The record is from the annotation of a GenBank genome assembly.
ACUCUGUUACAGCCACGAGCCCUGGCACAUGCGCCAGUCAGUCAGUCACCUCCAUCUGCUACAGUCAAUCUAUACCUGUCCCGCCCCGCCGCACCCUCCUCUCAUGCCCCUCCGCUCUCCCUUGCUCUCCCGCCGCCCAUGAUGUCUCGUUCGGCUUCUGCCGAUGGCCACGAGAGCUCCAGUCGUGACACUCCGCUGUCUUCCAUGCGCGAUUCCACUUUCCAAGACGACGCGGCUGAGAAUGCUUGGUCCCCCAAUCCCGACGACCUCCCCCGUCAGACCGCCCGCCUAUCGCUCUUCUCCCCCCAUGUGCCAGCCUCACAAUCCGACGAUCCUGCCCAACAUGAACCCGACGUGACUUCGCCCAUCUCAUCACGCCCACUGCAAACCCUCGCCGGCGUCGCCAGCAUGAAGCGCAACUCACGCCUCAAAGUCUCCGGCGAGCAGUCCUCACCGUCCACCCAUUUUGCUCGCCGUAUACCCAGCGCUCAAAAGGACGCCGACGACCCUACCACGCCUCCCGAUAGUGCCAAAGACAGAGAAUCUCAAGGUCGCGAAUACACUACCCUCACCACUCUGAGUCGUCUCUUCGCCGGCGAUGCGACCAUGAUGAACACCCGAACACCAUCCUACAACCAAGCAACUGGUCCUCUUUACGUGCGGGCAUCCGGCGAGUCUAUACCCCUUCCCGACCAUCUCUAUACCCGCGGUCUACUUGAAGGUCGCCAUUCCGAUAUCACCAUCAUCGCUUUCGGCCAGAGGUAUAACCUCCACCGUCUGAUCCUUGACCGCGCCCCGUUCUUCACCACUGCACUUUCCGAGCCCUGGCUGGAGAGCCACGCCAAAGAGGUCCCGCUGUACCCCGAAGACAUCGAUCCCAGCAUCACACAGGCUUCGUUUGAGCUUGCCAUCAAAAAGCUCUACGGCGUGGAUAUCUCCAAAGAGUGUGACGCUGAAGCAAUUGGAUUGUUUGCUACUGGUUGCUGGUUGGAGAUGCAGGACCUUAUCGAUGCUUCCAUCGACUCCAUUCUCCGCCAAAUGACGCCCUACCUGCUUGCGCCGUUGAUCCGCUUGGUCACAGCCAACUACUACGGCCGCUCAGGAGACCGAAUUCUUGAAUCUGCCAAAGCCAUGCUCAGCCGUAAUGGCUGGGAAAUGCCGCUUAAAUACUGGGACGGUAUGCCUGGCGACGUGGUCAGGGAAAUGGUCGCAUCGGAUGGCUUCUAUGUCGACAGCGAGUGGGACCGCUGGGUACUGGCAAAACGUCUCUUGGACCGCCGGUUGCGCCAAGCUGCGAUCGAAGCUGGUCUGAUACAGCGCGGUCAAAGACCCAUCCCGAAAGCACCCAACUCGCAGUCUCUCAUGGCUGUUCGCUUUGAAGGAACCCAUCGCCAAAAUGCCAUGGCCAUGCAACAGUCAGCUUCGGAUGCACAGAGUGACUGGCUCGCCCUAUACACAAAUACUGACAUUGAACGCAUACUGGUUCUACUGGACGAGGGCAUCCAUUAUAUUCACAUGGACUAUGAGCAACUUGAAUACAUUAGAAAUGCACGUGACAUAUUCGGCUUUCCCGUCAUGCCAGACAAAGUCAUAUCGAAUGCUCUAUGGCAACAAUUGGCGCUGCGCCAGAAAGUGCUGAACGCCGACGACUCAUCGCAAGAGCUUGGUGUCUGCAAAAAUCCACCAGAGCCUGCUACCAUGAAUGCGGGCACAAAGUCAGAGGGCUCGGUGUCAAAGGGCAAGCAGAAGGCGACGUCGUCCACACCCGAGAACGACGAGGAAGAGCAUAGGCCGGGAGCAUUGUUCGACGGCUGGAAUGCUAACGGGAAGCCCCGAAAAUUCUGGAUUCCAAGCUCGGAUUGUAACAUUGUGCUAGGAAACGGUGCUGAUCCUGUUAUCACGACAUCGAGCACCUUCCAACGCCACGCUGCCCGCCUCUCCGCCACCCUGCAGCCCGAAGAUGCCCAGUGGGCCACCGAUUUUGCAUCUUCCCCGGGCACCAUGGCCAAUGCAAACACCCGAGCCGAGUCAGCCAGGCCCCUCUCCGCUGGUGGGAGCAACGCAGGCCAACCGAAACCCAUUGCAUAUACCGAAUUCCCGCCAUUUCGCUUCUCGGCUGAAUUCCCCAAUCCCCGUUUUCUGAAAGAAAAGAAAAGGGUGUACUCCAAGACCGUAGCCUACGCUGGAUCACUGUGGAAUAUAUACAUACAAAAAGUGCGAUCGGCAAAGAAUGUCCAGUUGGGUGUCUACCUCCACCGGGCCAAAGAGCGCGACACCGAAGACGCCGCUCAAGGUAAUACCUUGAGCCAGCAAAAUGCGGGCUCGGUGGACGAGCGGAUAGGACAGCUCGAACGAGAGAUGCACAUGCGUAAUGAACGCCGCGAACGUCGACGAAGUGGACGCAUCCCAGUUGAGCAAACCGAAGACGAUACAAGCGGAAGCGGAGGCGAUCAAGACGGAACGCUUGUCACCAAUAACCCGCGAGCCUCUUGGGCGUCGACUAACACAUUGGUCAGCCGCAGGAGUGGCACCGUUCCGCGUAUAAAUACAGUCCGUGGCAGCAAUGCUCCUUUCCAAUUCCCCAUCAUGUCUCCCCCCAGCGGCGCCGAGGGCGACGGCCACACUGACUCACCUUUCUUCCCUCCUACGUUGGAAGCUGAUUCCGAUGACGAAUUCGAGGAGUCGGACGCCGAAGAUGAGCCAGCAUCCGCCUACCCCAACCCAUCCCUCUCUUCUCAACGAAAAAUCCGCGCCGCUAUUUCCACCCUGCCGUCCUACGUCGACGCUCGCCCCACCAUCAAGACUUAUUUCAAGAUAUACAGUCCUUCCAAGGGUGGCCGCAUGUUGAGUAUCUACGAGAGUGCGCCCGACCGUUUUAAUUUCAGUCAAAGCUGGGGCUGGAAGAGCAGUACCUUGAUGCUGGACGAAGGGGCUCUCACUGGCGGAAUUGAAGACGGACCUGCCGAGGGAUUGCCAGGAAAGAAGGGAGACGGAAAGUUGCGUUUCAUGGUCGUUAUUGGCAAUUUGUAA